AUGGUUGAACAUCUGACAUAUUGCCAUAGAUCAUCCUAUGAUACAGUUUCCAAAAUACUCAGCUGUCAUGAACCCCUGGUAACAGAAUUAUUUACCAUUAUACCAGGAAAAUUGGAAAAGCACCAAAGUCAGCCUGUGGUGUGUGUCCAGGAAGACUUCAAGGUGUUUGUGCAGGGAGACCUAAAGUUUUUUAUGGGGCUAUCAAAGACAAAAAAGCACGUCAGCAGGGCUGAUGGUGGCUCCAUGUGUGCUAAAUGUGUCCGUGACAGGGUCAAGCGUGCUUUCCUGACUGAGAAGCAGAAAAUGGUUGUGAAGGUGUUGGAAGCACAAGUUCAGAGUCAAAAAAGUAAAUAA
Messenger RNA from Dromiciops gliroides (monito del monte), 354 nucleotides. Its product is annotated as 60S ribosomal protein L34-like. The record is from RefSeq and is a predicted model, not a curated record. Gene Ontology annotation, molecular function: structural constituent of ribosome. Gene Ontology annotation, cellular component: ribosome. Lineage: Eukaryota; Metazoa; Chordata; Mammalia; Microbiotheria; Microbiotheriidae. The coding region runs from base 1 to 354 and encodes 117 amino acids. The transcript has a single exon. Gene Ontology annotation, biological process: translation.